AUGGAGUACGGCGCGUCGAGAAAGCGGAAGCGCUAUGCCCGCGAUGAAGAAGACGCUUGGCUGGAGGACGAGCUUGCGAUUCAAAAUGCGCAUACAGCCACCGCCGUGGAUCACGAAAAUAGCGAAAUGCUAGACGACAGUAGUAGCAGCGAUGGCUUCAGCGACACGCAAAGCGACUACGAGUACACCGAGGCGCAAGAGACAUUGCCCGCAUGUGCGCUGUAUGAUUCGAAAGUGCCAUCUGUCAAGUCUCGCCUCGAAAAGCUUGCAAAGACCGCGAGAAAGAUUCUUCGUGAGUCUGAUGUUACAACCAAAGAGGUCGAAGUACUCCGCAGAAAAGUGAAGGAGCUGGAUUUAGGAGAAUCUGUGACCUGGGUCGCCACGAUCUACAGAGCACCUUUCCAUUGGCAAAAGAAACGCUUUGCAGUUCAGUUGAAGUACUUCGAUCUUGAAACUAUCGGGAAAUUACUCGUAGAAGCGGUUGGCGACUGGAAAGCCUACCAUUUUGAGGAACACGAAGACAUCACUCCGCAAGAGGAAGAUCGACUUAGGAAUCGCGCGAACACGGCACUGGCCAUCUUCCGGACUGUUUUCUGCGAAUACCCAGAAUUUGAGACUGAUGAGGCUGGUGUACAGUCUUUGAAUCGCAUUUGCUCUGGGACCGCUUCUAUCAAGCAACAGACAAAGUCGUUCGUCGAUCACGCGGCACAAAUCAUGCGAACGAUCAAUGCAGGAGAAGAUGCGUUGCUUGAGGCCGAUGAGUUCUCGGAGCUGGAGGGACUUCACCAGUGGCUAAGCGAUCACUUGGACGAGGAUGAAGGACGCGGAGGCCCGCUAACGAUUAUCAGAAUCGGAGUGAGAGGAUCACGCGUUCUCGAUCGCUGGAAGAUUGCCGAUCUUCCCGGCCUCACAGAUAGCAAUCUGGUUCGUGUGAACGCUACACUGAGAUCUAUCAAUCAAUGCGAUUUCCUCUGGGCUUUUGAUCACGUUGGUCGCAUUGCUACCAAUGGAGUCAUUGAAGGACUUGCGCAAAGAUAUGGCAGGGCUUUCAAGGGCAAUGUUGUGGCCAUAGGAACAAGAUCCGCUGAAAAUGUGCAAGCAGAAUUGGUACGCGCAUAUGCCAAGAAAGGAAUCAAGAUCGAAGGCCUGCAGGAGUGGAGAGCUUCCAACCGCGCUUUGACCAAACAGAUUAAGGAAUUGCAGUCAUCUGUCCAGAAGAAGACGAAAGCAGCCAAUCGCAACGAAGGGUCAAGAGAUGCGCACAGCGAGAUUGCGAUUUUGGAAAAGGUGAGAGACGACCAAGACGACGAAUGGUGGGCCAAGGUCGUUGAAGGACGCAAUACUUUCGUCACCCGAGAGCUCCAGCGAAAGUGCCAGCCUCACCUACCCGUUGCCAGUACACUUCGGGUAUUCUGCGUCUCGAACGCCCAUUACGCCGCGCGCAAGCUCAACAAGCGCAAGGAAAACUUCACUUUAUCCGCGGAGGCUACCGGGAUCCCAGCACUGCGAAGGCACGCCUUGGCUCUGGCUGCGCCUGAAGCAUUUCGCGAAGUGGCAUAUUUUGUGGAUCACCAAUACACAGUCUUCAUUCGGGGUCUAGAGCUAUGGGCAAGCAACCGACUCAGCAAAGGCAGGACAGACCUGAUCAAAGUCAUCCAUCGGCCGCAGAAGGCUAUCCCAGGAUCUUUUGAGCUGAUCUCCGAGGAGAUCAAAGAGAAAUGCACCGAAAAAGUCAUACACAAGCUGCGUCGGAACCAGUUUACCUUCGCUUCCGCAGCUCAGAAGGCUCUCGACACCAAGAUUACACGAAAGCGCUGGGCGACUCUGCGUGCAUUCAUCGUCCGAAAUGGGAAUCACAAGACUGCCGCAAUAUCUGAAUCGUGGAACGAACUCUUCACGACUGAGGUUCGCAAAGUCAUGGAGGACGACCUUUGGUACCCUUUUGUCGACGAGACUUCAAGUCAGAUCGACGAGCUAUGCCGACAGGUGAAUACUACCAUUGCGAGUAUCAAAGAACAGCUUGAGCGUGAACCUGCAGCAGUGGGAUUACCAAUGGGUCCAUUCGACGCUGCGCUCCAAGCUCACAUAGCAGGCCUACGUCAAGCUUUUGUCACAACCAAAGACAAUCUGACAAGAGGUCUACGAUCAAUCAUUCUCAACGUGAUCAACGACGGUCCAGACAACUACUUCGCCCAUGCCCUGGCGCCAGCUUACACAAAUUGCCAGAACGAUAGUGCUGCAAUCCCAGGUCGACGAUGCGUUCGUAGAGAUUACGACAGACUGCGACGCUAUGAUCAAGCGGAGAAGCGACACAUUUUCUGA
Messenger RNA from Pseudocercospora fijiensis CIRAD86, 2322 nucleotides. RefSeq lists its product as uncharacterized. NCBI's taxonomy places the organism in Eukaryota, Fungi, Ascomycota, Dothideomycetes, Mycosphaerellales, Mycosphaerellaceae. The record is from RefSeq and is a predicted model, not a curated record. The transcript is spliced from 7 exons. Bases 1 to 2322 code for a protein of 773 amino acids.